This is a messenger RNA of Oryza brachyantha (malo sina), 794 nucleotides long. Its product is annotated as PLASMODESMATA CALLOSE-BINDING PROTEIN 2-like. The record is from RefSeq and is a predicted model, not a curated record. NCBI's taxonomy places the organism in Eukaryota, Viridiplantae, Streptophyta, Magnoliopsida, Poales, Poaceae. The transcript has 3 exons. The coding region runs from base 1 to 564 and encodes 187 amino acids.
AUGCGGCGGGCGCUGCUGUGGCGGUGGCGGUGGUGGUGGUGGCUCGCCGUGGCGUGCGGCCUGGCGGCGCGGCCGGCGGGCGCGCCGUGGUGCAUCGCGAGGAGCGGGGCGCCGGAGAAGACGCUGCAGGCGGCGCUGGACUACGCGUGCGGCCCCGCGGGGGCGGCCGACUGCGCCCCGAUCCAGGCCAGCGGCCUCUGCUACCUCCCCAACACCCUCGCCGCCCACGCCUCCUACGCCUUCAACUCCGUCUUCCAGCGCGCCCGCGCCGCCCCCGGCGCCUGCGACUUCGCCGGCACCGCCACCAUCACCCUCACCGACCCCAGUUAUGGAUCUUGCACAUACCCAGCAUCACCAAGCAGUGCAGGGCAGUCAGGAUCACCGGGCUCGACCAGCGGCAUACCUUCACCGCCGGGCAGCGACAACGGCGGCCUAAGCCCCCCGGACCUCGGCUCGGGCGACGACUCCGGCGCCCCAGCUCGCCUUGCCGCCGCCUUCCUUCCUCUUGCCCUGUCCUGCCUCCUCCAUCUGCUCCUCUUGCACACGCAGGCGCAGCGGCGGUGAUCCAUGAACGCCGGCCGGCGCCGCCGCCAUGGAUGAGAUAUAUAUUGCAGCUAGCUAGGGCAUCAUUGCACUUGCAUGCAUACAUUUGUUUGCGCAUCGCGGGAAUUUGUAAGAAAAUCACCACAGUUUUGUUGAUGGGUUAAUUGGUAGGAGUGGCUCGUUCGUACGUAUGUUACGUAGCGCUGUUGGUGUGAGCACCUGCCCCGUUCAAGCGAAAGGGCUAGAGUGGC